This is a messenger RNA of Cucurbitaria berberidis CBS 394.84, 1251 nucleotides long. Its product is annotated as FAD/NAD(P)-binding domain-containing protein. Gene Ontology annotation, biological process: secondary metabolite biosynthetic process. Bases 1 to 1251 code for a protein of 416 amino acids. The record is from RefSeq and is a predicted model, not a curated record. Gene Ontology annotation, molecular function: FAD binding. The transcript is spliced from 3 exons. NCBI's taxonomy places the organism in Eukaryota, Fungi, Ascomycota, Dothideomycetes, Pleosporales, Cucurbitariaceae.
AUGGCGGAAACACGAAAGAUCCAGAUCGCCAUUUCUGGCGGCGGUCUCGCGGGUGCAGCGAUUGCACGGGCCUUACAUCAGCAAGCCCAUAUCGAAGUCACUGUCUACGAAUCUGCGCCUGGGUUCUCGGGAAUGGGAAUGGCGAUUGGCAUGGCGAUUAAUGCGCAGCGGGCGCUGGGUAAGCUGGUGCCUGAUGCGGAGGAGAUGUUCAAGCGGGCAGGUGCUGUGACGAUCAAUUCGUCGAGGAUCAUGCUCGCCGCUGGACCUCACGCAGGCACGAAAGUAAUCGAUGUCGCAGAGGAGAAACCGGGUAAGAUAUUGCAUCGUGCAGCGCUGCUGCAUGAGUUGCUGGAGCCGAUUCCGAAAGACCGGUUGCAUGCGAGCAAGAAGCUUGCGGAGAUCGAAAAGCAGGAGAAAGGUUUACUGUUGAAGUUUGAAGAUGGGUCUGAGGCUUACGCUGAUGCGCUUAUUGGCGCGGAUGGCAUCUAUGGAUCGGUUCGUGCACAUGUUCUUGGUGCGAACCAUGAGGCUGUCAAGCCCGUCGCUGCGGGCUGGGCUGGAGCGAUGAAUAUGGUGCCGUAUCCAAAAGCUGAGGCCAAAUUAGGCGCCGAGAUAUUGAACGAGAAUCGGCAGUUCGGGUGGGUUAGUGAUGGUGGUAUCUUUAUUCAUGAUUCCAUCAUGGGCGGAAAGAUGGUACAGUGCAUUGGCACAUCGGUCAAUCGAGAUACGUCAGGUGCCAGGCGGAUACCAAUCGAUCGCGAGUACAUGGAAAAAGCGUUCGCGAGCUGUUUGGACGGACCUGUGGCCAAGGGGAUGAUCGAUCUCCUGCUUGACCAAGAGAGCCCAGCGGUGUUCGCACAGUAUGAGCACACCAACGCACCAACAUACGUGAGAGGACGUGUGUGUAUCGCCGGUGACGCAGCACAUGCCAUGACACCCUGGCAAGGCAGUGGAGCCGCUACCGCUCUCGAAGAUGCCGUGAUACUCGGUACGCUCUUUGAGCAGAUCAGAUCACCAGAUGAAGUCGAGCAAGUUCUCAAGACGUAUGAUGCCGUUCGUCGACCACGCUCACAGCGCAUUGCCGAGUCGAGUCGCCAGACAGGGCGCAUCUUAAGUGGCAUUGCUGACGACAUUGACUUGGAUCCCGUGAAGAUGCAUGAUGCGUUGACGGAUCGAUGGAGUUUUAUCCACAACUUCGACCUGGAUGGGCAUAUUGAGAGUGCGAAAGCUUCCUUGAAGGAGAAAUCGUAG